Messenger RNA from Sphenostylis stenocarpa, 618 nucleotides. The record is from the annotation of a GenBank genome assembly. NCBI's taxonomy places the organism in Eukaryota, Viridiplantae, Streptophyta, Magnoliopsida, Fabales, Fabaceae.
AUGGUACAAACAAGGAUGGAAGCUAGACUAGACAGCUUGGAGAAAGGCUUUGAAAGCCUUUUAGAGAUGAUGCAGAACAUUAACCGGACGCUGCAGCAGAAAACAAAUUCUACUGGAGAAAGUGACGACGGAGGAACUCAGGGGGAAAGAAACGGCAUGAGAAAGGGUUUGUGGGAGGACCGGUGGAGGAGAUUGGAAAUUCCAAUCUUUGUGGAAUCCUUACCGGAGUUGAUGGACUAUGCCCAGGGAAUUGAUGAGAACAAGGUGAUAAAUAAUGAAGGGGGGUGGAAUGAUAAAGGAGGAAAUCGCCCAAGAAGUUAUCAACCGGCAAGAACGGUCACAUGGAAUGGAGGGAAUAAUACAACCGGAGAAAAUUAUCCAGUCGGAGGAGCUAGUUCAGCUGGAGCCAACUUUAAGGAUCUCACAUUAAAGUUACCUACCAGCCAAGGAACCAUGGUCUUGAAAGGAGAAAUAGCCUUGUCCAGAACUGAAGCAUCGUUUCAGUCAAUAAUUCGAGCAUUACGGGAUGAAGGCCAAGGUUUUUUCCUGGAAUGCAAAAAAAUGAUUCAAGAGCCAGAUAAACCGCCAGUAUUCCAACUGGAAUUCAGAAGAUUUUAG